GCGAAAGUUUCAAUAUGGAUAUCACAAACGCAGAAAUAGAAAAUGGAAUUAGAUGUAGCUGUGAUUAAAUGAAGUAUAAACGGUCCCGAUUUAUCCCGGGAUGUAGUUGACGUCAAACAUUAAUAAUCUGCCCGCAAUGUGUCUGGCUUGAAUCUGCCGGCAAGUUGCUGGCGUUUUUCUUUCGAAAGGUUUGAAUGACGCGCGGGACGCUCUGCACGGAGAACGAAGGGUUAAAUUCCCCGUCGAAUAAGCGAUAGAAGGAAAUGACGCGCCGUUCCUAUCGAUAACGCAAUGUCUUGUACCUCAUCCCGUAAAUUUCGCAAGUUGGAAUGCCCUACGCGAGACGAGAGUCCGACGAGGUCGGAGAUUCAGCUGCGUCUCGGCACUUCGCUGGCGCAGGUUCUCCUCGACUACAGCCAUCCGGAGGCCGUGAAGCUGUUGGAUUCGAUACCCGCCAAAUUGUCACGGGAAUCAUGUUGCGUCUCGUGUUGCGCCUCGCGGAACAGUCAAUCGAAGGCGGACGCGACGGGAUCGUGGGCGGGAAAGCAUGAAAUUGUCAGAACGGAUCUACAUAGCGACAUUCUAGCACUGGGCGAAGAGGAGAUGAAGAAGUUUCAAAUGGAGGUCGAAGCGACGACGCAGAAGAGACUGAGGGACGAAUUUGCAGAUGAAUGUCGUAAGCUCGAAGCUGAAAAGAGAUUUACCAUCGGACGCAACGCGGAGGAGCUUCAUGCCAGAUACGAGGAAUUUUUCAAGUCUGCUCAAGAAGAGUUAAAGGAGAAAUUGCAGAUCGAGUUGGCGGACACGAGCGCGAUACGCGAUAAGGAACUGCAAAAAGCCGUUGUAAAAGCGCGAAUUGAUACGACGCACGAUGUGCUGAGAAAAAUACGGCCUCAGGUGAACUGGGUCGUUACGUCUCUCUGUAAUGAGUUCGAGCAAAUUCGUCGCGCAGAGAGAGAAAAGACAAUUGCUGAUUUUAAUAAGAUCAUAAGGAAACAGCAUCUCGAAUUGGACGCGAGAAUCAGGGAAAUUGAGAGGGAGAAGAUAGAAGAGUUGCAUAUCCAACGUCGUGAACUCUACGUCCAGAAUGCUAUGAAUAUUAUUUUCACUUUUUGCAUGGAAAGAUUACGCAGCAAUUCGCAGUUGCAAACGAUGCAUAAACAUUUUGAGGAAAAAAUAGAGUCCUUGCAAGAAUUUAUUGCUAAACAAGAACAAUCUAUAAAUACAAUGAAGAAAAAGAAUACAAACUAUCGCAAUAGGAAUAAAGUACUUCAAGAAAAAAUCGAUGCUCUUACUAAGGAAUUUCAAAAAUUUAUAAAUUUUGCGUUUAAUGCUUUACCAGAGCAUGCUGACUUUUUAUUGCCGUCAGAUCUACUUUCUGUAAAUAGCACACAUAAAGAGGACUGCAAGCAAGAAAAGAAGCGAUAAGUAAAUUAAGAACAAGAAAAAAUAUCUAUUUGAAUAAAAGAUUAUACAUUGUAACAGAUAAAAUAAGACUAUCAGAAUGAAUAAAUACUGAUACAGAUUUGCUGAAAUGUGUCAAAAA
This is a messenger RNA of Wasmannia auropunctata (little fire ant), 1546 nucleotides long. RefSeq lists its product as uncharacterized. NCBI's taxonomy places the organism in Eukaryota, Metazoa, Arthropoda, Insecta, Hymenoptera, Formicidae. The coding region runs from base 292 to 1428 and encodes 378 amino acids. The transcript has 7 exons. The record is from RefSeq and is a predicted model, not a curated record.